Molecule: messenger RNA, 807 nt
Organism: Penicillium chermesinum
Lineage: Eukaryota; Fungi; Ascomycota; Eurotiomycetes; Eurotiales; Aspergillaceae
Product: casein kinase II subunit beta family protein
Exons: 3
Coding region: 1-807 (268 amino acids)
Cellular component (GO): protein kinase CK2 complex; cytoplasm
Molecular function (GO): protein kinase regulator activity
Source: RefSeq, a predicted model, not a curated record
AUGAUGGAAGACUUCAAUAGUGAGACAGAUAGUGACUACACUAGCUACUGGAGAGACUGGUUCGUCUCCUCUCGCGGCAACGAGUACUUCUGCGAAAUCGAUGAGGACUACCUCACCGAUCGCUUCAACCUGACGGGCUUGAACACCGAGGUUCCAUACUACCAAUACGCGCUCGACUUGGUUACCGAUGUCUUCGACCUCGACGCCGAUGAUGACCUUCGCGAACAGAUCGAGAAGUCCGCUCGCCAUCUUUAUGGCCUAGUACACGCGCGUUAUAUUGUCACGACUCGUGGUCUGGCAAAGAUGCUGGACAAGUACAAGAAGUGCGACUUUGGAAAAUGCCCACGCGUGAUCUGCGACGGCCACCCCCUCCUGCCUAUGGGUCAGUCUGACCUCCCCAGCAUGAGCACCGUUAAGCUCUACUGCCCGAAAUGCGAAGAUAUUUACAACCCCAAAUCCUCCCGCCACGCCUCUAUCGACGGGGCUUAUUUCGGAACCUCUUUCCACUCCAUCCUCUUCCAAGUCUACCCUGCUCUCAGCCCCGAGAAGAGCGUACGCCGUUAUGAACCCCGUAUCUAUGGAUUCAAAGUCCAUGCUGCUGCUGCUCUGGCGCGCUGGCAAGACAACCAGCGAGAAGACCUGCACUGGCGUCUUAGGGACUUUGGUGUACCAUUCAAGUUCAUUGAGGACAGUGAUAGCGAGGAUGAAGAUGUCGAUUACGAAUAUACGGAGAAGGGUACCGAAGGCUCAAAAGACGACAAGGUGGUGGGGGACACCGCGUCGGGCCGCAUGGACUUGAACAACUGA